Messenger RNA from Urocitellus parryii (Arctic ground squirrel), 3460 nucleotides. RefSeq names its product neurotrimin (gene Ntm). Lineage: Eukaryota; Metazoa; Chordata; Mammalia; Rodentia; Sciuridae. The record is from RefSeq and is a predicted model, not a curated record.
GCGGUUGCACCGCGUAUUUGGCUUCCGAGGAAGUUGACCGAGGCGGCUGCGGCAGGAUCCCUGGUUCUGGAUUGCACGAAGCCUGCUUAGCGGUCACCUSGCACAACCCUGGUCGCCUCCUGCGUGCUCUACUUUCCAUCUGCUAUUGUUACAGAUUGUUUCUGGUGAYCAGCCUUUCUCGGAAACUUACAAAGAAAGUGUUGGAUUUCCCCUUGUUCGAACUGAGGAAUUGCAGUCCACAUCUGGGUAGCUGGAUGAAACCCACCCCAUUCCCUUUCUGGUACCAAAGUGCUUACUUCCUCUCCAAAGUGCCAUGUCUGAACUGUUAAUGGGAAGAAGCGGUUCCUGAAACGUGCACCUUGCACCUGCCUCGCGCUUCCCCUUUCUCUGCCACCUUCCCUGGCCCAAGCGGCGCGGAGAAAGCCCACUUCGGAUGUCUUUCGUGGAAACUGGUUCUCCGAGGCUGGCAAGCUGAGGCUGGAUUUGAGAGAGGAAUAUUAGACUUGGAGGAGUCUGCGCGCUUUUCUCCUCCCCGCGCCUCGCGGUUGCGGCUAGUUCACCGCUCAGUCCCUGUGCCUGCUCCCCCACCCCACCCACUUCCUGUGCUCGCCCAGGGGGCGUGUGCCGUGCAGCUGCCGGAGUUCUGGGAAGUUGUGGCUGUCGAGGAUGGGGGUCUGUGGGUACCUGUUCCUGCCCUGGAAGUGCCUCGUGGUCGUGUCUCUCAGGCUGCUGUUCCUUGUACCCACAGGAGUGCCCKUGCGCAGCGGAGAUGCCACCUUCCCCAAAGCUAUGGACAACGUGACGGUCCGGCAAGGGGAGAGCGCCACCCUCAGGUGCACGAUUGACAACCGGGUUACCCGGGUGGCCUGGCUAAACCGCAGCACCAUCCUCUACGCUGGGAAUGACAAGUGGUGCCUGGAUCCUCGUGUGGUCCUCCUGAGCAACACCCAAACUCAGUACAGCAUCGAGAUCCAGAAUGUGGAUGUGUAUGACGAGGGCCCAUACACCUGCUCUGUGCAGACAGACAACCACCCAAAGACCUCUCGGGUCCACCUCAUUGUACAAGUGUCCCCCAAAAUUGUAGAGAUUUCUUCAGAUAUCUCCAUUAAUGAAGGAAACAAUAUCAGCCUCACCUGUAUAGCCACAGGUAGACCGGAGCCUACAGUUACCUGGAGACACAUCUCCCCCAAAGCUGUUGGCUUUGUGAGUGAAGAYGAAUACUUGGAAAUUCAGGGCAUUACCCGGGAGCAGUCUGGGGACUACGAGUGCAGCGCCUCCAACGACGUGGCUGCACCAGUGGUGCGAAGAGUAAAGGUCACYGUGAACUAUCCACCAUACAUUUCAGAAGCUAAGGGUACAGGUGUCCCUGUGGGGCAGAAGGGGACACUGCAGUGUGAAGCCUCAGCAGUUCCCUCAGCAGAAUUCCAGUGGUACAAGGAUGACAAAAGACUGAUUGAAGGAAAGAAAGGAGUCAAAGUGGAAAACAGACCUUUCCUGUCAAAACUCAUCUUUUUCAAUGUCUCUGAACAUGACUACGGGAACUACACUUGUGUGGCCUCAAACAAGUUGGGCCACACCAAUGCCAGCAUCACAUUAUUUGAACUAAAUGAGCCUACAAGCUCAACUUUGUUGCAAGAAGUGAAAACUACAGCCCUGACCCCUUGGAAAGGCCCCGGCGCAGUCAGCGAAGUGAACAACGGGACGUCGUCACGGAGGGCAGGCUGCAUUUGGCUUCUCCCUCUUCUGGUCUUGCACCUGCUCCUCAAAUUUUGAUGUGAGUGCCACUUCCCCUGGGGGGGAAAGCUGCCGCCACUGCACCAACAACACAACCGCAACGGCAACCUGACAGCAACAAUAAGAAUCAAAUGAAAUUCAGAGAAACACAGCCUAAUGGGACAGAAAUUCGAGGGAGGGAAACAAAGAAUACUUUGGGAAAGAAAAAAAAAAUGUUUUAAAGAGGAAAUUGAAAAUUGCCUUGCAGAUAUUUAGGUACCACUGAGUUUUCUUUCUUUUCCCACAACGGGAAGAAUGCACACCCGGCUUGGGCCCACCCGCAAGCUGCACCGUGUGACCUCUCUGUUGCCAGGGUGGGCAAGGGCUCAGAUGCUGUGCCCACUAAAGUGCCCCACCAUGGAACAUUCUGGAGUCGGCCAUCCCAAAUUCCAUCCGUCAGUAGAGACAAACACAGAGUGAGCCAUGCAGGCUCAGAUGUGCCACGGCGGGCCCUUUGGUAGACUGCGCCACCAUUGUGUGUGUCAUGAAAUGUGAAAUUAAAAAAGAAAGAAAGAAAAAGGAGACAAGACAGCCUGACAGCAACAAUGAUCCCACAAACAACAGUCACAAAAAAUCUUGUUAAACAUUUUUUUUUUCUGUUUUUCAUUGUACUACAUGGACAUGAUGGAUAAUAAGGGAUUCUGAUUCAUUUAUUAAUUUUAUUAAUUAUAUUUUCUGAUAUGAGUCUAGAAUUAGUGCAAAAACAAGACAAAACUAAAAUAUACACACAUGAGAGGGGUAAAGAGAAAUGUGUUUGUCAAACAUUAUAAAAUGAAUAGUGUAUCUCUUAACUAGGUUUACAAUAGGUGGACCACACACCAGGAAUAAGGACCUGGUGAGGAUUUGGCAGAUCCACCAAAAAAAAAAAAAAAAAACACAUCCAGUUUAACCAACCUCUCCACCAGCGCUACAGAUUCCUCCUUUUCUGGCAUUUCAUGCAGACAAUACUAUGCUAUCUACAUACUGUUUAGAAAUGGAAAGUUGAUCACACUGUAUCUUGGGUUUGUUGGCUAUGCUUCCUUUGAUGACAUAUAUUAUACAGUAUAUAUAUACAUAUAUUUUUUUUUGUUAGAGUUCUAGCCAUUUUGUUUCUCAGCAGGGUCCUUUCUCAGACAUUACUGCAUGCUGUAUAUGGCGUUAGCUGUGUGUUGAUCUUCUAAAAGAUGAUAGAGUUUACUGGUAAUUGUGUAAUCAGCUCCUGCCUUUUUAUUUUCUUGGGUUAUUUACACGUCAGAGACAUUUAUAAAAAAGUGAAAAGCAAAACAACUAAUACCAGGCGCAGCAUUUUUCCAGGUGUGGCUCUCUGAGGCGAAGGCCCUCUUGUCCCAGGUUGCCUCGCUUCUCCAUCACGCCUCGGGGCAUUAACAGACAGCAAGCAACUGAACAAACUAAACCGUCAGUAACCACUUGCUUUAGCCCAUUAUGGGAAUCCCUGAUGCCUUUGUGACCACUGGAGAAUUUAAUCCUCUUGGUUGAUUUUAUUUAAUUUCCCACCUUUGUGUGAGUGUGUAUGAAAGAGAAGAAAAAUGCAGUUUUUAGGUAAACUUUUUUUUCCUCCCCCGAAGUCUGGGAACCAGAGCGGCCUCGGGGAGGGGUUCUGGAUGUGAUGAGGGAAAGUGGGAUUGGGGGAUAGGGGAGGGAAGGGUUGUCUCUGACUUGACAUUAAAAAGUGUUCCAUGUCCCUCUU